GUUGCCGACUGGGCCGGCGGUUGAUCUCUCGCUCCCGGAGCAGCGCGUCCUGUCGCUCAGUGAAAGCGGCGCCAACAUGAAGGGCAACGUGAGGAUAUUACUGGUGGGAGAACCUAAAGUUGGCAAAACGUCGCUGAUCAUGUCCUUGGUCAGCGAGGAGUUUCCUGAGCAGGUGCCGGCACGUGCUGAGGAAAUCACCAUCCCUGGAGACGUCACGCCAGAGAGGAUUCCCACUCACAUCAUUGACUACUCGGCAUCGGAGCAGACAGAGGAUGAGCUGCAGGAUGAGAUUAACCGGGCAAAUGUGGUCUGUGUUGUGUAUGAUGUAAACCAGGAGAGCACCAUUGAGAAGAUCCAGAGUAAAUGGAUUCCUUUGGUCAAUGGCGGCUGUGAAAGAGAGAACAGGAUCCCAGUGAUCCUGGUGGGUAACAAAUCUGACCUGCAGGAAACCAGCUCCAUGGAAAUGAUCCUUCCCAUCAUGAACCAGUUCACUGAAAUCGAGACGUGUGUAGAGUGUUCAGCUAAGAACCUGAAGAAUAUUUCCGAGCUGUUCUUCUACGCACAGAAGGCUGUGUUGCACCCGACGGCUCCACUGUACAGCCCGGAGGAGAAACAGUUGAAGCCUCUGUGCGUUCAAGCCCUGACCCGGAUCUUCAACAUCUCCGACCAGGAUAAUGACGGAAUCCUUAAUGACGUGGAGAUGAACUUCUUUCAGAAAUACUGUUUCAGGAAUCCGCUCUCAGCACAAGCUUUAGAAGAUGUUAAAACAGUCGUCUGGAAAAACACGACUGAUGGAAUCCGUGACGAUGGACUGACUUUAAAUGGUUUCCUGUUCUUGAACACGUUGUUCGUCCAGAGAGGUAGGCACGAGACCACCUGGACUGUCCUUCGCAAGUUUGGCUAUGACGAUAACCUGGAGAUGACCGAUGACUAUCUCCAUCCACCGCUGCGAGUUCUUUACCACUGCACAACUGAGCUGAACCAGCGCACCUACCUGUUUCUCCAGCGUGUCUUCGAGAAGUACGAUGCAGAUAACGACGGCGUCCUCUCUCCCAUUGAGCUGAAGAACUUGUUCAGCGUGUUCCCGUACUUCCCCUGGGGUCCGGAGGUCUUUAACACGGUGUGCACGGAUGAGAGGGGCUGGGUCACUCUCCACGGCUACCUCUGCCACUGGACGUUCACGGCCUACCUAGAUGUUCACCGCUGCAUUGAAUACCUGGGAUACCUGGGCUACACCACCAUUAUGGAGCAAGAAUCACAAACUGCAGCCAUCACAGUGACUCGAGCAAAGAAACUGGACUUGGAGAAAGGUCAGACGCAGAGAAAUGUGUUCCUGUGCAAAGUGAUCGGACCCAAGGGCACUGGGAAAACUGCCUUCUUGCAGGCCUUCCUGGGACGCAGCUUGCAGAUGCAGAGUGAGAUGGGUGCAGAUCUCUGCGACUUUACAAUCAACACAGUGCAAGUCAACAGCCAGGACAAGUAUUUAAUUCUGCAUGAGGUGGAUGUGGACUGUGAGUUUCUCAAAGCCUCCAAUGCCACCUGCGACGUUGCCUGUCUGAUGUACGAUAUCACGGAUGCCAAGUCCUUCAACUACUGCGCCAGCAUUUACAAGGAACACUACAUGGAGAGCCGCAUCCCCUGUGUCUUUGUGGCGUCGAAGGUGGACCUGCCGGAGCAGAAGCAGGAGCACGGAAUCACACCACUGCAGUUCUGCUACAAACACCGCCUGCCGCCUCCCUUCCACUUCAGCUGCUGCAGUGACAGCGCAGCCAGCUCGCCCAUCUACUCCCGCCUGGCCCUGGUCGCCUCCUUCCCCCACCUGAACGAUGCCGAGCUCAGCACCUCCUCCCUCUGUCUGCGGGUCACGCUGGGAGCCGCCGUGACCGCCCUCCUCGCGUUCGCCCUCUACAGAGCACUGGCCAGGCACAAGUAGAGGGGCUGAGUGGCAGCAGCGAGGGGCCGAGCAGUGCGGGGACAGUGUUCCAGGAGCGGGGACACUGAGGAUAAACCAAGUGAGGCGCCGAGCCGCCUGAUGGGGCAAAGCCACAGGAGUGACCCUGUCCAGCAGCCAGGGCAGGCCAGGCAAUUCACUCUCUCACUUCCCCACCACACACAGGACUGAGGCUUACUCUCUACUCACCCUCAGCACUGAGGUUAAUGCUCCCCACCUUAGAUACAACUUUAAUAAGUUCUUGGAGCAGAAUUAGGCCAUUCGGCCCAACAAAUCUACUCCACCGUUCAAUAUUGGCUGAUCUAUCUUUCCAUCUCAACCCCCAUUCUUCUGCCUUCUCCCUGUAACCGUAGCAUAAGUGCGGUUAAUCCUCCCCCACCACAGAUGGAAGUGGUUAACUCUCGCCCACCACUCUCGGGAGUGAGAUUCACUCUUUCCUUCCCCAUUCUCGGGAGUGACAUUAACUUUUUCCCUCCCCACCCUGGGAGUGAGGUUAACUCUCCCCCACCGCAGGCUCCGGGUCAGACUGCGGGGGACCUGUCUUUUGUACAACACUCUCAGACUGUACACUGGUGGUGCAGUCCUCAUUAGUGUCAGGGCUCCUCAGGGACAUGGCAGAAACCAAAUGUUUCUUACACUAUUUUUAUACAAGAGUUUGCAUCUGUAAGUAAAGAUGCAGGGUAAUAAAUUGCAGGAUAUUUUUCCACAUCAGUAACACUGAAGGGGGUUUGUGUCUUUACACUUUAUAGAGAUAAAGUGUAGAAACAGGCCCUUCAUCCGACCCAUCAGUGAUCACCCCAUACACUAGCGCUAUCCUACACACUCAGGACAAUUGACAGUUUUUACCAAAGGCAAUUAACCUAUAGACCUGUAUGUCUUUGGAAUGUGGGAGGAAACUGAAGCACCCGGAGAAAACCCACGCAGUCGCAUGGUGAACAUGCAAAUCCGUACAGACAUCAUCCGUAGUCAGGAUCGAACCCAGGUCUCUGGCGCUAUAAGGCAGCAACUCUAUGGCUGUGCAACUGUGCUGCCCUUUUUCCUGUCUUUUUCCAUGUUGCCGCUAUGGGCUCAGGGAGCAGGUGGCCCAAUGUUCCAGGGAGAGUGACCUGCUGGAUCCUGGGGCCCGCACCCAACCUUUACCUUUGUUAAUGACUCUCACAUGCUCAGUCCAUGGGAAACCAGAUUACAUGGCAGAACCCUUAAGCAGAGACAGAACAUGAUCUGGGUUGCUGUUGUUCGAACCCACCCACCCAACCUGCAUGCACCGUGUCUUGAGUCCUGCGUUUGUAGGUUAAUCGGCCUAUCUGUGCAGUUUGCACGUUCUCCCUGUGACCAUUUGGGUUUCCUCCCACAUCCCAAAGAUGUGCAGGUUUGUAGGUUAAUUGUAAAUUGCCCCGUGUGUGGAUGAGAAAGUGGGAUAACAUAGAACUAGUGUGAACGGGUGAUCGUUGGUCGGCAUGGUCUCUGUGGGCAGAAGGGCCUGUUUCUAUCUUGUGUCUUUUGAGCACAUGAGCAAGACAUUUACUUCAAGUCGUGGUGCUGCGGUCUGUCCUGCUUUACCCAUUUAUCUCCUUCACCAGCGACCGUUUCUGAAUCUCCACAGAGAUGUUAACAGUGGGACCUGCAACAGGAGAUCGACAGCGGCAAUCACCCCCCCCCCCCCCCCCCCCCCCCCCCGAAGUAAGCUGCUGUUCCCAGCGGGUUGGUUUGGUUCAGUAAAUGUGUCACCAACUGACGGGAGGAGACACCAUCUAGGGCAGGAGUCACUCACUAAAUACCCCUGUGGACCUACAGUACUUUUUAAGAAAUUAUUUUUCUAACUACAGUGGGUUGAACUAUCCUAGAGUGUACAUUUUGGAUGAAAUAGGUAUUAAUAUAUAAAAUAGUAGUGAUCCAGGCUUCCACGCUCUCACCAGUGUCCGAGCGUUCUGAUUGCUGCUGCUUCCUGCUACUAACCCUUAGAGGGCAGAGUGGCCUUCAGCUCGAAUACUGCCGGACACAUUCUUCCAAACAGAAAGCAGCACAGCACAGGCCCUUCGGCCCACAAUGUCUGUGCUGAAUAUCAUGCCCACGUUAAACCAAUCUCCACCUGCACAUGAUCCAUAUCUAUGUGUGUAUCUCAAAGCCUCUUAAACACCACUAUCGUGACUACCUCCACCAUCCCUGGCAGCGUUUCCAGGCACCCACCACUCUGCAAUAUUCAUGUGUCUGUCUAUAAGUCAACCUGAGGAUUGAGCUGAGGGCAUCAGCUGGGCCUGUGACCCGCUCCCUUCCCACCAAACGUGCCUCGACCCUCAGCAACCCCUCAGUUUCCGCUUGGCCAACUGGCGACUGCCAUUCGCCGCUGGAACACUCGGUGGGAGUGAAGGGAGAAAGUUGGCUUUGCUCGGCCAUCGAUGUAGCGGCCCCUGUGACUGGCGGCAGAGAACUUGCAAGGGGGUGAACAGAAGCCCAGAGCCCGUCUGCAGGUAGGCAGCUGGAGGGGGAAGAGCUGUAUUAUUGAAGCUGGCACUCUCACCUCCUGUCAGAGUGGCAACUUCCUUGAACAUUUCUGUGUGUUUCAAUAGACUUUAUGCACCUGUCAAUGGAAAUAUAAAUAUAUUUUUCAAUUUUC
Molecule: messenger RNA, 4565 nt
Organism: Amblyraja radiata (thorny skate)
Lineage: Eukaryota; Metazoa; Chordata; Chondrichthyes; Rajiformes; Rajidae
Gene: rhot2
Product: ras homolog family member T2
Exons: 19
Coding region: 77-1933 (618 amino acids)
Biological process (GO): mitochondrion organization
Cellular component (GO): mitochondrial outer membrane
Molecular function (GO): GTP binding; calcium ion binding; GTPase activity
Source: RefSeq, a predicted model, not a curated record